Cylicocyclus nassatus is the source of this 441-nucleotide messenger RNA. Lineage: Eukaryota; Metazoa; Nematoda; Chromadorea; Rhabditida; Strongylidae. The record is from the annotation of a GenBank genome assembly.
AUGCGGUGUUCAAAACUUCUUUCAAAAAGGUAUGCUGUUCGGAAUACUUUCUUCGCUUUUGUGUCUCUGCAUUUCAUAUGGGCUGCUUGGGUUUUUACAUUUUCACUUAUGGUAUACAUGAAAGGAGAUGUUGCAACCGUUUACAUAGUAUUACUUUCUAUGUCGACAGUUCUGAAUUGCGCCGGUUGUGCAAUUAAAGUAGUGGUAUUUUCAAAUCGUUCUUAUCGGUUAGCAUUUCUAUGUGUGCAAUUCUUGGUCAUUAAAGUGAUUCUUGAUGCGAUGUUUUGGUUUGUAAUAGUUGUGUCUUUUGAUAUAGACUUUGGUUUGCACUUUUACUAUGACACGACUUUGUUGACUACUGUACUGAGUUCACUCGACAUGGUUCUUUUUCCGAAUUUCCUGCUAGCUGAACUUGAAAGAUUGCAAAAGAAACGAAACUAA